Daldinia childiae is the source of this 624-nucleotide messenger RNA. RefSeq lists its product as uncharacterized. The transcript is spliced from 2 exons. NCBI's taxonomy places the organism in Eukaryota, Fungi, Ascomycota, Sordariomycetes, Xylariales, Hypoxylaceae. Bases 1 to 624 code for a protein of 207 amino acids. The record is from RefSeq and is a predicted model, not a curated record.
AUGGUCCCCCCUCCCCCAGACAUGGACCCCCAUUCCGCCGACCUUGGCCGCCGAGGAUACUAUUAUCGUGGCUGUAGCUGCAAUGCAUUAUCCUAUGCACAAAGGCUCAGAACUCGGGAUACGAUUAUCGACAUUAAUCUAGCCUACACUUCCAAGUUCUUCAGCCACGAGGUCCUCACUUGCAUGUAUAGCAAAAUGACCUUCGUCUUCCAGUGCACCUGCAGCAUCCUCUACCACAUAUCGACCAACAACAUACUCUCCGACUCUCUAGAGCGCAUCAAAUUCUUCUGGGCCGGGCACAUGUCUGACGAGGCCUUCGUCGCGCUAAGCCAACUGCCGCUACGGCGUCUAACGGCCGUGAUCGGGGACUUCACAACGCGAUUCCUCACCAGCCAGGAGACCAUAUUCCGACGGUAUUUCCUGCGGCCGACAAUCCACAUAACGCAGGCUCUCGGGCUACCCGAGCUGCUCCAGCUGCGCGACCUCGAAUCCGUCCGCGUCGUGUGCUACGGCUCCGCGUAUAUCCUAAUGUCCGAGGACGACCGCCUAGGCCUGGAGCAUCUCUUACGCGAGUUCCUUACUAGAAGACGAGUGAAAACCGAGGACGAAUAUGCGAGCGAUUGA